Messenger RNA from Coccinella septempunctata (seven-spotted ladybird), 3127 nucleotides. Its product is annotated as protein Aster-B-like. Gene Ontology annotation, biological process: intracellular sterol transport. The transcript has 13 exons. The coding region runs from base 293 to 2305 and encodes 670 amino acids. The record is from RefSeq and is a predicted model, not a curated record. NCBI's taxonomy places the organism in Eukaryota, Metazoa, Arthropoda, Insecta, Coleoptera, Coccinellidae. Gene Ontology annotation, cellular component: endoplasmic reticulum-plasma membrane contact site; plasma membrane; endoplasmic reticulum membrane. Gene Ontology annotation, molecular function: sterol transfer activity; sterol binding.
CUUAAUGUUUUGAUUUGAGUUCGAUAGCUGUCAAAAAAGAGAUUCGAUUUUCGAUUGAGAAUUGAAAGUACAAAGUAAUGAGAAUUUUCUUUAUUGGAUAUUAGAUCAUGGGAUGCAUAGGCUUUAUGUUAGAGUGUUUUUUUCAAUUUAUUAUCGAAUGACAUAGUAAUGGUCAAUGUUUUUUGUCUUUCUGGUAGAAUGAAAAAAUAUCCAUUGAUAAACCAAAUGUUUAGAGGCAUGUAGAAGUUGAAUAUAUUGUUGUUUGGAGAUUUUUUCAAUAUUUUAAGGCAAAAUGUCGAGUUGUGGAUGUGGUACUAUUGAUAUAUCUGACAAAAAAUUAAGUGUUACGCCAAAAGCAAGCCCUUCUAGCAGUCCCAGACCUUCACCAAAGUCAGGGAUUCCUAAGGAAUCUUCAAGUCCUCUUCCAAAAGAGCAAGCUUGUGGUUUCACAGAUGAUCCAGUAGUUAUUGGUUUGGAUGGAACGCCUCCUAAUACGGACUCUGUCACACAGGAAGUAAUUAAAAGCGAUGGCAAUCAAACAGUGAGUACAAAAGAAAAGAAGAAGAAAAAGUCAUCAUGGUUCAACGCCUUUUACCCCACGUACAAAUCGAGAUCCGAAGACUUUAAAAGGAUAUUCAAAGAGGUACCGGACGACGAACGUCUGUUGGUGGAUUACUCAUGUGCCGUGCAAAAAGAAAUACUGGUGCAUGGACGUCUUUACGUAACGCAAAAUUACCUAUGUUUUUACGCAAACAUUUUCGGCUGGGAAACGAACAUCGUGUUGAAAUGGAAGAACGUAACCGCCAUCACGAAAGAGAAGACCGCAAUCGUAAUACCGAAUGCCAUACUGAUUUCUACCAAUUCCGACAAGUACUUCUUUACCAGCUUCGUUGCCAGGGACAAGGUGUAUCUGAUGCUAUUCAGAGUAUGGCAGAAUGCCUUGAUGGACCGUCAGAUGACCAACAAGGAGAUGUGGCAAUGGGUACACCAAUCUUACGGUGCUGAGCUCGGUUUGACCAGCGACGACGAGGAUUACAUUGCUCCAGACACUGAAGAGAUGAAGACCACCAAAUCUUCUUCCGAAUCGUUUUUAGAGGGUAAUAUUUCACCAGACAACUAUAAUAACUCGAAAAAUACAGUAGCGGAAGGAACGAAAAAUGGUAGCAACAAGAAUAAUAGUACAAAUUCUAAAAAAAGUACAGAAGCACAAGAUUCCACCGAAGACUCUGAAUUUUCCGACUUGGACAUUCCAGCUGAAUGUGAUAUUCAAGAUACGUCUUGCACUUGUACGCACGAGGGUCGCCAGAUACUCAACGAAAUACUGCCAAUUAACGUGGAUCAAUUAUUCACCUUACUCUUUACAAGUUCCAAAUUCUAUUUAGACUUCCACGCGUCCCGAAAAACGACCGAUCUCGUACAAACUCCCUGGGCUGCUGAACCCAAAGACAAUACUAAGAUAAGGAAAGUCAACCAGACAGUCAAUCUUACACAGGCUAUUGGUCCAAAAACUUCCCAAGUCAGCGAAACUCAGACAAUGCUGCAAUGUAGCAAGCCUGGCUUUCUUUACUCAAUAAACUCGGAAAGUAUAAGCGGAGGAGUACCAUAUGGCGACAGUUUUGUCAUACUGGUGCACUAUUGCCUGAAAAAAGUGUCUGAUAAACAAUCUUGCUUGAGUGUUUAUGCCCAAGUCAAAUUCAAGAAAUCGGUUUGGGGCCUUGUCAAAGGUAUGAUUGAGAAAAACUGCUGGUCAGGAUUAGAGGAUUAUUUCGCCCAUUUACUAAGAUCCCUUAAAACAGAAUCUGAAGAAUUGAUACCGGAUGUUAAGAGAAAAGUGAAGAGAAAAAGGAAAUUACAUACAGCCCCUAGAUCAACCACACCGGUCUGUUCAUCGGAUUCUUCCAUACAUACCAACACGGUUCCAACGAGUUUGGUGACCCUCGAGAAGCCCACUCUCUUCAUUUUUCUGUUAAUCUUCCUCUUAUUCAUCCUGAAUGUUUUCCUGCUUCUCAAACUUUGGUCUUUGGAAGGAGAGAAACCAUCCAGUUAUCUGUUCGAUAUUCAAUAUAUGAAAGAUCCGCCUACCACCAAAGAAGAAUGGCUCACUUUGCUGAAGAAACAAGAUAAUAUACAUACUGAAGAGGUCAAAAGAUGGCAAGGUAUCUUAGGAGAAGCUAUAGAAUCAUUGAAAAAGACCAACAACAUAUUAUCCACGCUUCAAACAACAACAGAUGCAAAAUCAGCAGGGAAUGUUGUAACUGGAGAUACCUCAACAAGUACCGAAUCAAUAAAGAACAUCGAAUUGUAAUAGCAAAACAAUGUUAUUGGUUAUUUGAUUUCCAUCAAGGAAUAUCUAUUAUAUAGAUCAAAAUACUUGAGAGGCGCUUUCAAGGAUCCAAGUAUUCUCUCAUCCAUAGGACUGUGAAUAUCUUAUUCCAUUAGUACAAAGACAUUCUGAAGAAAUUUGAUAAAAUCGGUGAUUGGGAUAUCAAAUUAUUUUCUCAAUAGUUGCUCUUUUCACAUUCCCGUAUUUUCUAAGGAGGUUAUCAUAAAUAUUUCGGCCUAUUAUUGAUCUAACUGGUAGAUUGAAUUUUAUUCAUACAGUAGACAAAUAUUACUGGAUAUUCUAGAAUUUUGUUCGUUCUCAUUUAUCUGAAUAAUUACAAAGUAUUUUCGAAAAUAUUUUGAUAAUUAUUUAGGAUUUCAGAGACAUUAAUUUUCCAUCUGAGAAUGUCUAACCAACUGUAACACAAAAGUUCCUGUUCAUUAUUCCAAGAUUUAUUCUUUUGGUGAAUUAUUUCUUUUAUAUAAUUCUUUUUUAUUAUAUUUCUGAAGGAAUAUCAAAGUAGAUAGAUUUCACUUCGAAUUGCCCUUGUUUUGUCUUGAAUUACAAAAGCAGUUUGUUUGUUGCGGAUUUAUUGUUUCUUCUCAGAAAUUCCAAUGUGAUAAUAAUGAGUGUUGACGUUUUUUAUGUGAUCAUUUUAUUGAUGGAGUUUAUUAUUGGUUUUAAAUGUUACGAAGAUUGUUUUUUCUCUCAGAUAGUAUUAUAUUUUAUCGAAAUGAGCCGAAUUUCUUGUCGAGUGAUUGAAUUGUUGUGUAUAUUUUAUUGAAAAUACAUCUGUCAAAUACG